Acomys russatus (golden spiny mouse) is the source of this 1614-nucleotide messenger RNA. It is a transcript of the gene Tespa1, whose product is annotated as thymocyte expressed, positive selection associated 1. NCBI's taxonomy places the organism in Eukaryota, Metazoa, Chordata, Mammalia, Rodentia, Muridae. Gene Ontology annotation, molecular function: signaling receptor binding. The record is from RefSeq and is a predicted model, not a curated record. The transcript has 10 exons. Bases 1 to 1614 code for a protein of 537 amino acids.
AUGGAGGCAUCCGUGUUGAGCCCCACAUCUUGGGAGAAGCGAAGGGCCUGGCUACGGCAGAGUCAUAACUGGCAAACCCAGGUCCUAGAAGAAGAGGCUGCAGCUGCCCUGCAGGAUGCACUGGACCCGGAGCCUUCCAGCCUGGAUGAUGUUUUCCAGGAAGGGAAUCCAAUCAGCAAGAUUGAGGACUGGCUGCAGGGCUGUGGAGACACAGAUGAGGGACUUUCUGAAGAAGCUGGGCAAUCCAACUACAAUGGGUAUUCUAGCCAUGGGACGAGCUUUGAAGAUGACUUGAGUCUUGGAGCAGAGGCACCACUACUGUCCACCAAUGGAAACCUCUUCUCUAGGAACUUCCUUCAGACACCCAGGCCUUGCCAGUUACUUGAUCUCGGCUGCAGUUUGGCUUCCAGCAGCAUGACAGGUGGAACCAACAAAACCACCUCAAGCAUCUCAGAGAUUUUGGACCAGGUACAAGAGGAUGCAGAAGAUGUUCUCUUCAGCCUGGGCUUUGGCCACGAGGACCACAAGGACACAUCUCGUAUCCCUGCAAGAUUUUUCGCCAACCCUUCUCAAGCCAAGGGCAUUGACUUUCAGCUUUUCCUGAAGUCUCAGGUGCAGAGGAUUGAGAUGGAGGACCCCUGCCUGAUGCUGGCCAGCCGGUUUAAGCAGGUGCAAACGCUAGCUGUCACUGCUGACGCUUUCUACUGCCUCUACUCCUAUGUGUCUAAGACGCCUAUUCAGAAGUUCACACCAUCCAGAAUGUUCUGGAACUGUGACCCAACCGAUGUGCCAUCCAUCAGAAUUGUGGCCCCGGAGCCUGAGCCCUGUUCACCUAGAGAACGUCUUCGGAAAGCAAUCUCUAAAAUGUGCCUGUAUACGGGUUCCCGGGAUCGGCUGUCAUCAGCUCAGAACAACCCCAAAAGGAACAGUUUGGACCAAGUUGUGUGGGAAGUGAUAGACAGAGUAAAGGGAGGGAAGCAAGGUCUCCAGCAAAGCCCUUGGCAUGGGCCAGCCCCUCAGGAAGAGUCCGUGCCCCCGGCACACACUACGAAGCUGCCCAUUUCUUCUUGUCCAUGUGCUUCCUGCCCUACAGAAGAUACACAGGGAGACUCAUGCUAUGCUUGUCCUCCAGCCGGAGCAGGUCCACAGCACAAAACAGAAUCUUCACAGGCAAGGAGAGCGCUUUGGGGUCUACAGGCCGUUAGUGAGAAGCCCUGUUCAGCUUGGAAUGAGAAUCCGUGGGAAAGAGAAAACAAGUCAAGAAAGGGUCUGUUUCAAAGGCCUCUCUUGGAAAAGAAGAUGAGGUCAGUGAACUUGCCCAUCAUCCUUCCAAAAGGAAAGCAGAGCCAAGCCAGACGUGAGCUGCACCAGUCUUUAUCUCAGCAAUCUCAGGAUGCUUCUGAUUUUGAGCAGGUACAGGAUGACAGCAGAGGAGAGAACCGCACCCCCAGCACAGCCAGGGAUCCCCACUUCUACCAUACCUCCCUCGGAGAAGACUCAAGAAUUCAGCACUGUUUCGGAGUCCGAACUCCAUGUGAGGAGACCGUGAGAGUUCAUUGCGUUGAAGCUGUGAGGAUGAAGCCUGAGUGGCCUUUUGAGACCACGAGAUGUUGA